AUGGACUAUAAUAAUGUAUUUGUUAAUGGUCAAAUAUCACAGUCAGAUCAAAAUGUUUUUUUAACAAUAGAUCCAAAUAAUAGGUAUUCUAGAUAUCCAGAUAAAACCGAUUUAUUAAAAUGUACUUUUGGUAUAAAAUUUAUAGUUCAAUAUAUUACAAGUCCUAUAUUAGAACCACUUUCGGGACUUUUUAUUAAUAACUACGAUACUUUUUAUGAACUUAUAACAACUCAAGAUGCAGGCCAAGGCUUAACAUCAAAGUUUAGAAUUAAGGAUAGGGAUAACCAAACAUUAUUCACUGACUUUAAUUUAGAAUUGUUUUGUCACAGUAUUGAUGUAGAUUCAUUGGAAAUUAAAGCUUUACCUCCAUUUUUAGAACCUCAACUUCAAAACAACAUAAAAACAUUUUAUUUUUAUUUAUCGAUUAAAGGACUUAAGUAUCCAGUACCUUUGUCAAUUGAACCAUCAUUGGCCAGUAAUGGUAUUACUAUUAUAUCAACCCCGAUUGAAGAGUGUUUAUACAUUCUAAUGGUUACAAACAUUAAUGUUCAAUACUUUCUGGAUCUAAAUGCCGAGUUUAAUCUAAAUUUCACCGAUAAUAGAAAAAUCAUAGUUAAAAGUGAAACUAUCUUUAGAACUACAAACUAUCAAAACAUAACAUAUAAAGUAUAUCCAGAAACACUUUCAAAUAUUCUGUUUAGAUAUCCUCAAAAUGGAUUCUUAUUUUCACCUGUUGUUAUUGUGAAAUCAGAUUUAACACCCGAAAAUGCUUAUUUUUUAAGUAAAAUUGGAUCACAAGCUCCUCCCACAUUUAAAUUGGCUUCUCAAUCGUUGGAUAGUGGCAAUAAUAUGGUAUAUAAUUAUAUUUUCCCAAUAUCUGUAAAUAGUGGCGCUUCUACCGAUUUUUUACUAUCCUAUAACAAUGGCUCAACGUCUAUUUUUGAUACAGGAGCUAUACCUCAAAGCAGCCUUUCACUAGGUCCAUUAGACACAUUCUCAUUACUUUUUAAUAAUAUUGCAGGGACAUAUUUUUUAACAAAUUUAAAAUAUCAAACCAGUUUCUGUGGAUUUUCUUUUGUUUCUGAAUUCCCAUAUGGGUUUAUUGAAGGAACAAACUCUGCAUUUUAUUAUAAAUCAGUAUUUUUUCAAAAAUUAUCAAACGGAAUCACAGAUAGAGUAACGUUUCAAGAAUAUACCCAAAGUUUUUUGAUAGAUCUCCAAAAUCCAAACUCUGUUUCAACAACAGAUAUAAGCCCCCCCAAAGUAACACAUUUAGAGUUUAUUCAUAUCUCGGGAUUUAUAUUUUUAUUUAAAGUAGGACUAUCCGAUGAAACUGCAGUAAAACAAAUUUUAAUUGGCAAAUAUAUUAAAAAAUCGAUCGCUUGCGAGGGUAUUAUAGAUGGUGAUUGUAAAAACGGUUUGUUUGAAUCGGCUAUUGACAUUGAAGAUUUAUAUGGCUAUUUGGCAUUAGAUUCUUAUGGUAAUCAAAAAGAUUUUAAUAAAGAUAGUUAUCUUUAUACCAAUUCCGAAGGAUUCUCUGUCUAUUUUACUAUUCCAGUUCCUGAUGUUCAAUAUUAUCCACUAAAAUUUCUUUUGACCGAUGAUAUUUCAACUGAAGACUUUCAAGAAAAUUUAAUUAAAGAAUCAACAAUCAGAUGGGAUGACCGAUUAAAGCUUUUUUACUGUGACUUUAUUGUGCCAAAGAACACAAACCAUAAAGUUAUUAAUUAUAAGAUAUCUUCACCUUAUAAAGGAGUGAAGAGUCAUGCAUUUCCCCCAUUAAGAGUUUUAAAGACUAAUUUCGAUAACGAUGGUCCAAUAAUAUCAAGUAUCACAAAUAUUGAUGGUAAAACUGGAUGGAGAAUUGGAAUUACUGACACUCCCAACGGUUUUGGCAAUGGUUAUAUAAAAGCAAUAGUUAUAGCUAUAUAUAUAGCAAUUAUUAGUCCAUUUAACGUUACUGCAUUUUAUCCAACCAAAACAAAUACAUUUAUAGUUCUUCCAACUUAUUUUAAUACAACGGGUUUACUAAAACCAUUUGAACCAACAUCAACACCAGAAUUAACAAAAACUCCAAUACCAACUAAUAAACCACAACAAUGUUUAGGUUCGCCAUUAUGUGGAGGUCCAUCCCAUGGUAAAUGUGUUGAAAACCAAGGUUGUGUUUGCGUUUCACCAUGGAUUGGUAUUGAUUGCUCAUCAAGAAUUGUUAUUGUUGACCCACCUCUCGCAAACAAUUCAGAUCCAUCAACUGAAAUUGUUCUCCCCUAA
Dictyostelium purpureum is the source of this 2271-nucleotide messenger RNA. RefSeq lists its product as uncharacterized. Gene Ontology annotation, biological process: sexual reproduction. Bases 1 to 2271 code for a protein of 756 amino acids. The transcript has 6 exons. The record is from RefSeq and is a predicted model, not a curated record. NCBI's taxonomy places the organism in Eukaryota, Evosea, Eumycetozoa, Dictyosteliales, Dictyosteliaceae.